Anoplopoma fimbria (sablefish) is the source of this 4391-nucleotide messenger RNA. RefSeq names its product zinc finger protein 280D (gene znf280d). Gene Ontology annotation, molecular function: DNA-binding transcription factor activity, RNA polymerase II-specific; RNA polymerase II cis-regulatory region sequence-specific DNA binding. The record is from RefSeq and is a predicted model, not a curated record. The transcript has 18 exons. Gene Ontology annotation, biological process: regulation of DNA-templated transcription. The coding region runs from base 208 to 2724 and encodes 838 amino acids. Lineage: Eukaryota; Metazoa; Chordata; Actinopteri; Perciformes; Anoplopomatidae.
CUCUGAUUGGUCGAGACAGUCCGAGCGUUUCCGCCGCCUUCAGGGCUAACGCUCCCCUCUACAGUCUAUGCUAGCGAUACAGUCUUCUCCCUCCCGUGAGAGGUGGACCCGCACUUCCUGAACGAUAUCUCCCUCAGACCAGCGACCGACAGUGCUGCAGUUGGUGCCUGGACACGGCUUUGGCUGCCCGAGAGAGAGAGGUCCACGAUGUCUGAACUUUUUAUGGAGUGUGUUGAGGAGGAGCUGGAGCCGUGGCAGAAACAAGUUCCUGAAGUUCACUUGAUAGAUGAUGAUGAUGACGAACCCAUCUUCGUUGGAGUGCUCUCGACUAACCAGAAGGAUGGUAGGCCUAACCCUCCACCACCUCCUCAGAGGAACAGUCCAGCGAAACAAGAAAUAAGGAAUCCUGCUCCUAAGCUCGUUGGCUCCUCACCGAUAAUGCUGCCAUUGGGCCUUGCUGGAAAGGCAGUGAAUUCUGCAUCACCCAAUAUGACAACUGUGACCCCACAGCCUGUUAUCGUCAAUAACCAGGGAUUUAUUGUCACUUCUCCACAAUUAGCAAAUAACAGUGAUUUUAUUGCCUCUCUUGGGAGCCACUACCCUCCUGGAACUUCAUUUACAAUCGUACCAGCUGGUCAGCAGCAUCUUUUUCAGCAGGUCACGUCAGCCGCAGUAAUGCCUGGUGCCGUCCACAGGCCUCAGGUCCAACAAAUCAGCAACAAUGUUGUGACGUUGUCUAAUGUGCAGAGUCCUGCUGUGUAUUCAGCUCAAUCUCACCACAUACAACUCAACCGCUCCAUCCCACAAUCUUUUCAGACCUUUACUAUGCCUGUAAUGUCCAGUAACAAUAACAAAGAUCAAAGCUUAGUCAAACGACUGUUACCACAACCAAUAGACAGCGCGGCAAAAAGAGCCAAGAUUGACUUUGCGCCGUCAAAAGUAGUAGUUCCAGUGGAAAAUGGGACCUCAAAGAAACAGUGUCUGAAAUGUCAAGAAUUCCUCACACAAGAGGCCCUGAAAGUUCAUAUGGUGACCUGCUGUGCAACUGUGGAAAGUAAAGCACAAUCAUCCCUGAAUAUUGGUGCAAACAAGCGCAUCAUGCUGGUCUCAGAGUUUUACUAUGGACGGUUUGAGGGAGAUGGGAACAAAAAGGAGGUGCAGAAGCCAAACACAACUUUCAAGUGCCAGAGCUGUUUAAAAGUUCUCAAGAACAACAUCAGGUUCAUGAACCACAUGAAGCACCACCUGGAGCUGGAAAAGCAGAACAGCGAGAGCUGGGAAAGCCACACAACCUGCCAGCAUUGCUAUCGACAGUACAAUACUCCAUUCCAGCUGCAGUGCCACAUCGAGAGCGCUCACAGCCCAAUCGAAUCCUCAACCAAUUGCAAGAUAUGUGAGCUGGCGUUUGAGUCAGAGCAAGUUCUCCUGGAACACAUGAAGGAUAACCACAAGCCUGGCGAAAUGCCCUACGCCUGCCAGGUCUGCAAUUACAGGUCCUCCUUCUUCUCAGAAGUGGAGACACAUUUCCGAAGUGUCCAUGAAAACACAAAAGACCUGCUCUGUCCCUUCUGUCUCAAAGUUCUUAGAAGUAGUCAUAUAUACAUGCAACACUACAUGAAACAUCAGAAAAAAGGGAUCCAUCGCUGUGGAAAAUGCAGAUUGAAUUUUCUCACCUACAAGGAAAGAGUGGAGCACAGGACUCACUUCCACAAGACUUUCAGGAAACCUAAAGCCCUGGAAGGUCUUCCCCCGGGAACAAAGGUGACCAUUCGAGCCUCCCUGGCAGCAAAGAAUCCCACAUCGCACACCUCUCCUGAUCAAUCCGGCUUCAUUGUUGGUACAGAAACACAAAGUGUCACUCAGCAAACCAAACAUCAAGUCAGUGUAUCAAAGUCCAAGUCAAACGUCUCUGCAGCAGGAAAAGCCAAGGCGGCUCAGAGCAAGAAGCAAGAUGGACGGACUACCAAACACAAUCUGGCGCUCAGGAAUCUCAGAGUGAAUGGCGGCUGGUACACGUGCAUCGAGUGCAACACACAAGUCGACGACUUCUUUUCACAUUUCCCAAUGUUUUCAAAUUGUGGUGCGUGCAAAUAUCGGACAAGUUGCAAAGUCUCCAUUGGGAAUCAUAUGAUAAGAUUUCAUAGUACCAUAACCAAACACAGGUUUUUGAAAAUGGAUCAUAAGAAAAAUGCAUCUGCAUUAAAAUUAACCCUGGUCUGUCUCAACUGUGACCUCCUCGUGGACGCAUCAGGCGGUGACCUGAUGACCAAACAUUUAACUGAUAGACCAAAUCACAUAUGCAAAGUCAUUCAGGAAAAAGCAGAUAUCAAAGCCAAAGAUCGAGUGCAACUCCUCUUGAGGCAGCCUGCAAAAGUCUUGCAUGUCUUGACGCCGGCUCCUGCUCAAACGCCAAAGGAAAAGGACAUUAAACUAGAGGAAGAUGUCGCAUCUGGAAGUGUUACUGUCGCCACAGUUGACCAACCAGAGUCAGAGCCGAUGUUACCAGAAGCCGAUCAGGAAAAGGGUCCCACAGAAAUAACUGGCGUUGAAGGUUCCUCUGAAGGACACCCAGAGCAGUCGUUGCUGCCCGACGUAUCUCCUUCCUGUCCAGCCGAUGGAGUUUUAGAUCUCUGUGACGAGUCAGUAGGAAACUCUGAGAGCCUCGAUGUCAGAGAGCAGCUCCCUGAGCACGAGACGGUGGAACAACAAACGAAAUCAGAAUGAACCAGUAAACCCACGCUCCUGAUACGGAGAAGACUGCAAACCUAAAGGUUUAAGAAUAACUGCUUCAUCAGCUGGCAUUGUUUCUUUUACUAAAAUCAUACUUGAUCGUGGUGCUUUGGCUGCUGGUAUUCGCUACUAAUCCCCUCAAGAGUCAUGUGUUUGGCAAGUCGAUAUAAACAACGGUUAAAAAUAUUUUUUACUUUUGUUUUACUCUUCUGUAAAACUUCCAUAACCUAAAUAAAUGUAAAGUGUCUUUGUAUUUAUGAUUAAAAAUACAUCCACUACAGUAUUCUAAGUUGCCCUAUAAAGUUAAAUAAUUUGUAUAGUCAUACUUUUAAACAUUAGGAAUUAAAUUUAAAUGAUUGUGGCCCAUAUUGUAGUUCUUAAAAGUUUAAAAACCUGAUUGAUGUUGUCCUUAAGGAAACCCGUCAUAAAGAGGACAGUAUUCUGCUCCGGAUCACCUGUGUCAGUUCAGAGGAUUUUUGAUUUGCUUAACUGAGAAAGAUGAACACAUUUAUCAAUGACUCGAUGUUAAACUCACUCAGCGGCACAGAAUAUACAUGCUCACGUUCUCUAUGGUGAUUUAUUGAUGCAAUUUUAAUACUCAAUGCAGUCUCCUUAAAAGUAAAAGAAUUAUGUAAAGUUGCCUUUUAUUCAAAUUUGUUUAAGCAAUUUGAGUCCUGUUUCCAUCUGAGAUUUAUUUGCACUGUUAUCUUGAUUUGAGUUCAUGUCUGUUUCAGUUUGUUUGUGCUUUUCAGACAUCAACCUUGCAUUUCACUUUACCUUAUUCGCUGGAUUAUUGUCACUGUAUAACGUAUGAAUUUUUUAAUGAGAAGUUAUCUCUAAGACGCUCCCAAUAAAUUUGAGGUUAUUAAAACAAGAACAUUCAUUAAAACUGAAUUGCUUUACAUUGUUUACAGAAAAUAAUUGAUGUGUUAAUUGAUGUGUUACAGGUACAUUAUAUUGUUACCAGCUGGUUUUGAACAUGUAUCUCAACACUCAGAAAGUGGCUUUAACUAUAACAAAUUAUAUAGUACAUGUAUAGAUAAUGUUAGCAUCAGAUUUUAUUCUCUGAUUAAAAGUGUGAAAUGUGUGGAUAAAACUUAGAAAGAUUAAGUAAUGGUAGGGAAUAUUAGGUGAAAUAACCACAGCUAUUUGAGGAGGGAGCAGAAUAAUAUACGUAUGCCAUUGUGCCCAAGUACAUUUCAUCGUCUUCCUCUUAAUUGUGUUGAAAGUGUAAGCUUGUAAAAUAAAUGUAAACACAUAACAUUUGGUGAAGGUACUCAGCGCCACACUUCAUCUUGAUGAAAUCUCUCAACCAAUUUUGACGCCCCGGCUGCUGGUUGAUGCAAGUUUCCUUUUAUUUAACAAAAAAGUUUAAUUCCCUGUAACUAUGGGGAUAUUUUAUACAUUAUGAUUUGUUUGGGUUAAUAUCUCAAAAGUCAUUGUUAAUUUCCUAGGUUUUUAAUUAGGGUUUCCAAUUGUUAAGUAUUUAUAGAGCAAGUCUGUAAAUGCAUCUAUGUCUAUGAUGACACUGUAAAUGUAACCCUGAGUCUGUUUUGAAUACAUUCCUCUAAAGAUAUUGUGUCCUCUCUAGGACAUAUUUUCCUCAGAUCUAUAAGGUACUGGGUUUGGGUCAGUGUUGUCCUGUCUGUUGUGUAAAUAAA